Molecule: messenger RNA, 1914 nt
Organism: Cloeon dipterum
Lineage: Eukaryota; Metazoa; Arthropoda; Insecta; Ephemeroptera; Baetidae
Gene: OSCP1
Product: Organic solute carrier partner 1
Exons: 7
Coding region: 142-1317 (391 amino acids)
Biological process (GO): transport
Cellular component (GO): cytoplasm; plasma membrane
Source: RefSeq, a predicted model, not a curated record
UAGAGUAACAAGGAAUUAGCGCCAAGUAUUUGAACGGGGAAUGUGAGCAGUAGAGUGUCGCAGACUAAAUAAUUUUGCCGUCGUUGCUCUAAUACGACAAUCAGUUAACACUAAAUCUGGCAAUCCAAACGAAGUUCAGAAAUGACUGACAGAACUUUACCAAUACUUUUUAUUAACCUUGGAGGAGAAAUGUUGUACAUAAUUGAGGAUAGACUUACAACACAGCAAAUCACGGAGGAUAAAACGAAAAAAGUUCUUCACGAUAUUGUGGCUACGAUGCUAAAUGAGCGAUUUGUGGAAGAGCUAUUUAAACCGCAAAAACUAUCAAACAGACAUGCCCUCAGGACUCUUUUCGACAAUCUAGCCCAUGUAUCAAUAAUGCGGCUCAAUAGAACGAGUAUGGACAAGCUCUAUGAUUUGAUGGUCAGCGUUGUUAAGUACCAGAUUUACACUAUUUCGAGGCCUCAAGAUCUUCUAUUGGUGACCAUGAACCACCUGGAGGCUUUAGCAGGGAAAGAACCUACUAAUCUUAUUACAAAAUUAAUAGCAAACUACCAUACCAAGUUCAUUCAAACGUACGCCACGAUGCAAAGCGGAGAAUUACAGCUAUUAAGGAACUUCAUCCUAAACUAUCUUCAGGACGACACAGUAAGGGUGUCUGUUUUGCUCAGGGAUAAGUCUCAGAACCCUGACGGGCGAUUUUUCAUUCCGACAAGUGGUCCAGUGGCAACAGGUUGUGAAGUUCCAAUAAUAAUUAGAACAUACUCAGAGGAUGGCACAUUAGAAGGACAAAAAGUCGUAAACACACCCUACCAGUUUGUACCCUGUCAGGAGUCUGGUUCCCUAGGACUUUUUAAACCACACAUAACCAAAUUGGGUUUGAAUAUUUACCACGCUGAAAGACAAGGGGAGGAAGCCACUGCUUUUGUACAAGACGAUAACCAAAUAUUUAAUCCAGAAUCCCUUUUGAUGAGCAAAACUCCAGAAAACCUGAUAGCAAGCGGAAAUGUAGAAAAGAGCGUCGGUUACCAGGAAUUAAAUUUGCUAUCAAAAUUACUCCACCCUGAGAGAAAUGAGCCUCCGCGUGAGACUGCAAAUCUGAUAUUGAUAGAUAUGUUUGUCGCUGAUGGCAAGGAAAAAAGGAAUGAAGAGAUUCAAGGAGUAAAGGCAUCAACUAACCCUGCAUUAGUUGUGGAUGCAAGGAACCAGGAGCAAGCACGAGAGUUGGCUAAUCUUUUCAGUGAAAUUAACGUUCGUUCUAAGAGAACAAAUCAUUCAGAAAGCACAGAGGAUCUAUUAAAUCUAAUCCCGUCAUAAUAUGAAAAAAAAACUAAAUUUACUCUGUAAACCUCCGAAAAUAACUUAAAAUUUUGUGAAAGUUUUAAGUAAGUUUUAGAUUAAAAUUUAUGUAAAUAUUUAUGUAUCAUUAAGUAUUUUGCAACAACAACAACGCCAGUAAUCACAUUGUCGAUAUAUGAUUACACUAUUACCUUACAUACUUGUAUUAAAAAUAACUUUUGUCGACUCCCGCUCUUUGGCGAAAUACCAUUUUUUUGCAUUGAAUUAACAACAUCAUGUGAUUAAAUUCUAAAUCUCAAUAAUUAAAUAAAAUUUAUAAAAGAUCUCCAAUGAUUUUUUAAGAUUGUUGUGAUUGUAAAGUGCUCUUGAAUCAUUGUACACUAUUUUCCCAUAUCCUCGCUCCAAAGCAUCAAAAUGAUUAAAAAGCGGGUAGUUUUAAAAUCGAAUAUUGAGGUUAGUUGAUGUUAUAGUAUUCUUCUACUUGAGCUCCCGCUCACGGAACUUCAAAUUGUAAUAUCGUAGGGUCCGCCUUGAAAAUGUAUUUAUUUCCACGUUUUAAAAAUGUGGGAAGGUGUAAUGUACAUCUCCUUAUAGAUUAUAGAUAAAUAAAAUACA